GAAGAAGUUGCAAGAGGCUGGAAGUGGGGAUCACACGCUCAGUCUUUGGGUGGCACGAAAUGCGGGCCCGGGGCAACGAACCAGAUGCGAGGGACCGACCUCAGCGCUUUUGCAUAAAGAGCUGAUCAUUGCUGCCGUUUAUCGAAAUCGUUGCGGCCUUGCUCCAAACGUUCGCCUUUUACGUCAACUAUCAACUUACCUUACGCAGCCUUCAUUAUCUCACAAUCGCUAUUGCUAAAAGACUUCAAGCUGCGCCUUGCGCAUUCCAUCUGACUCGAGGAUGGCUUCUGCAAAAGAAGCAUCUCCCAAGCUACGGAACUCGAGCAAUGAUGAUGCUGAACGGCACACCAGCAUCGCAAACGUUGACAAGGGAAGAUGGGAACGCCUGUGGCCAGUGAUUGCAUGCGGUGCCGGACUGUUCAGUGACGGGUACCUCAACAACAUCAUUGGCCCUGUCAACACUAUGCUCUCACGGAUCUACCCUGAUGCAUAUAUAACGUCGUCCGCCCAAGCAAAUGUAGCAAGUAUCACCUUCGCCGGUACCGUCGUGGGUAUGCUAUUCUUUGGGUACACGUCUGACCAUUUCUCACGCAAAUGGUCACUCUUUGCAUCAACAAUCAUCAUCAUUCUCUUCGCUGCCCUCGGCACAGGGUCGUACGGCGCAGGUGGUAGCCCGUCAGGCUUGCUCGCGGCUCUCGUUGCGUAUCGAUUCUUCCUGGGCAUUGGCAUCGGCGGCGAGUACCCAGCCGGCUCAGUGGGCUGUGCAGAAUCGACCGGCGAGCUAAAAUCUGGCAGCCGCAACAAAUGGUUCAUCCUCUUCACUAACGUGCAGAUCGACCUUGCAUUCUUUAUCUCCGCCAUCGUCGCGACCGUUGUCGUUCUGAUCACCGGCGAAAACCACCUGCGUGUUGCAUGGCGUAUCUGUUUGGGCAUUGGCAUCAUUCCACCUCUUUCCCUGCUCUAUCUGCGUUUGAAGCUUCAUGAGCCCGAAGCAUUCAAGAGAGAGUCUUUAGCGAAGGCAAAGACACCAUGGCUGCUGGUCGCUAGGUUCUACUGGUUCCGCCUUUCCAUCGUUAGCAUCAUCUGGUUCAUCUACGACUUCAGCGCCUACUCCUUCGGCAUCUACGCAACCUCGAUUCUCGCCAAUCUCCUUGGCGAAGACACAGCGCUGUGGAAGAGCUUAGCGUGGAAUAUCCUCAUCAACUUCUUCUACAUGCCUGGUUGUCUAGCUGGUGCCUUCGUCGCCGACCUCCCAUCUAUGGGGCCCAAGAAAACGCUGUGUAUCGGCGUAACGCUGCAGGGCAUCAUCGGUUUAAUCAUGGCAGGAUGCUAUCCGUGGUUGAGCAAGCCGGAGAACGUCGCCGGCUUCGUGGUUGUCUACGGAAUCUUCCUUACGCUUGGAGAGUUUGGCCCUGGUGACAAUAUCGGAUUAGUUGCUUCAAAGACGUGCGCGACUGGUAUCAGAGGCCAAUACUACGGUAUCGCAGCUGCGGUGGGCAAGAUCGGUGCGUUUGCUGGGUCUUAUGCGCUUGAUGCUUUGCAGACUGCCGCCGGUAAUGACAAGAUUGCAGCUGGACGCAACCCAUUCUUCGUUGCAAGUGCGCUGGCUUUCCUUGCUGCGGGCCUGGUAUUGCUAUUGCCACAUAUCGGGCAAGAUACUAUCAAUCAGGAGGAUGUAAACUUCAGGGAGUACCUGAGGUCGAACGGAUAUGACACAAGUAAGAUGGGGCUGGAAAGUGGGAUCCACGGACAGUGAGAGGAUUGUUGAGACGGAGAAGUGAGAGGUGUGACUGUAGAUUUUCUGGCCAUCACAUCCUUGUAGGAUCACUCGUCAGUAUCACAGAUCGAAGGCCAUCUUGCUUGUGCAGAUCAGUCUAGCACGGAUGGAACGAGCUGUAAUACACAAGCCUUUUCUUUCCACGUUUCGUGACAAGCUUGCAGAUUGUGAGCUCAUCAAGGUACUCUGCUCCUGUAUAUAUCUAUAAGGUUC
This is a messenger RNA of Macroventuria anomochaeta, 1990 nucleotides long. Its product is annotated as MFS general substrate transporter. NCBI's taxonomy places the organism in Eukaryota, Fungi, Ascomycota, Dothideomycetes, Pleosporales, Didymellaceae. The transcript is spliced from 3 exons. The coding region runs from base 281 to 1756 and encodes 491 amino acids. Gene Ontology annotation, cellular component: plasma membrane. Gene Ontology annotation, biological process: carboxylic acid transport; transmembrane transport. The record is from RefSeq and is a predicted model, not a curated record. Gene Ontology annotation, molecular function: carboxylic acid transmembrane transporter activity.